Diospyros lotus (date-plum) is the source of this 1222-nucleotide messenger RNA. RefSeq names its product aquaporin PIP1-3. The coding region runs from base 137 to 997 and encodes 286 amino acids. The record is from RefSeq and is a predicted model, not a curated record. Gene Ontology annotation, biological process: response to water deprivation; transmembrane transport. NCBI's taxonomy places the organism in Eukaryota, Viridiplantae, Streptophyta, Magnoliopsida, Ericales, Ebenaceae. The transcript is spliced from 4 exons. Gene Ontology annotation, cellular component: vacuole; plasma membrane; plasmodesma. Gene Ontology annotation, molecular function: water channel activity.
UGCAGAACGAGACUUUUCAUCUAUAAAGCAGCCAAUACCCCAAUCUCUCACUGUAUUCCCUUGACAAGCUUUCUUGCUAGUGUUCACUGUUCAGUCUCUGAGAGAGAGAAGAGAAGAGAGGAGGAAGAGAGAGAAUAUGGAGGGUAAGGAAGAAGAUGUUAAGCUUGGAGCCAACAAGUUCUCAGAGAGGCAACCUUUGGGAACAUCAGCACAGACAGACAAGGACUACAAGGAGCCACCACCAGCUCCAUUGUUUGAGCCAGGGGAGUUGACGUCAUGGUCCUUUUACAGGGCUGGCAUUGCAGAGUUUACUGCCACCUUCCUCUUCCUCUACAUCACCGUUUUGACUGUAAUGGGUGUGUCCAGGUCACCUAGCAAGUGUGCCUCCGUGGGCAUCCAAGGUAUUGCUUGGGCUUUUGGUGGCAUGAUCUUUGCCCUUGUCUACUGCACGGCUGGUAUCUCGGGAGGGCAUAUCAACCCAGCUGUGACCUUUGGCUUGUUCCUGGCCAGGAAGCUGUCCCUAACCAGGGCUGUCUUCUACAUGGUGAUGCAGUGCCUUGGUGCCAUCUGUGGUGCUGGUGUUGUCAAGGGUUUCCAGCCAACUCCUUACCAGACUCUGGGCGGUGGUGCCAAUGUUGUGCAGCAUGGCUACACCAAGGGUGAUGGCCUUGGUGCUGAGAUCGUGGGCACCUUUGUCCUUGUCUACACUGUCUUCUCUGCCACUGAUGCCAAGAGAAAUGCCAGAGACUCCCAUGUCCCUAUUCUGGCUCCUCUCCCCAUCGGGUUUGCAGUGUUCUUGGUUCACUUGGCCACCAUCCCCAUCACCGGAACCGGCAUCAAUCCGGCUAGGAGUCUCGGAGCUGCCAUCAUCUACAACAAGGACCACGCAUGGGAUGACCAUUGGAUCUUUUGGGUGGGACCUUUCAUUGGAGCUGCUCUUGCUGCUGCAUACCAUCAGAUGAUCAUCAGAGCCAUUCCUUUCAAGUCCAGGGCCUAGAAGAGCAUCUCACCCCACUUUGCUUGUUUGAUGAGAUGAUGACAUUCCCCCCCUCUUCUUCUUCUCCUCCUCUUUCAUCCUCUCUAUAUAUAUCUUGCUGUUGUAUUUUGAGUCUCUCUUGUGGAACUUAAUUGUUGGGAUAUGCUUGUUUUGUGUGUAAAGUCUCUGUAUGAAUGACAAAUUCUUGGACAGCUUUUGCUAUGGAUAACUUCAUUUUUAUUUUUA